UCCCCCCUCUCUCCUGCCCUGCCCAGGGUGGCCCAGGCCUAUGUGAACCAGAGAAAGUUGGACCAUGAGGUGAAGACGCUGCAGAUCCAAGCUGCCCAGUUCGCCAAGCAGACGGGCCAGUGGAUCAACAUGGUGGAGAACUUCAACCAGGCGCUCAAGGAGAUUGGCGACGUGGAGAACUGGGCGCGCAGCAUCGAGCUGGACAUGCGGACCAUCGCCACCGCCCUGGAGUACGUCUACAAGGGGCAGCUGCAGCCCUCCGGCUCCUGAGCCCCCGCCCGGCUGGAGCCCCCGCACCCCUGGCUGCCGGGCUCAGAAACCCCCCCCCCCCCGCUGGCCCCGGCUGCACCUCGCCUGGCACCCGCCCAGUGGGAACGGCCCAGCGGUUUGCCCCCUCGGCUGGGCAGAGGGAGCAAGGAAGAAACGACCCGUCCUGCAUUGCCUGUGUCCCUGCCCGGGGGACGGGCACCGUCCUGCCAGCCAGCGGGGGUGUUGGGAACCCCGGCCGCAGGCACUUUGCUCUGGCCCUGGGGGCUGCUGGCCCGUCUGGAGCCCUGCCCCAGGGGGGAGCCGUUGGGUGUAGGCCCUGGUGCCACCUGAGCCUCUCACUGGCCUGCAGGUCGCAGAGGGCGGCUGGGUCGGGGAGGGGGGAGAUCCCGUCGCCCCCCCAGCGCAGUGCUGCAGGGGGCACUGUGGGGGGCAGGGCAGGAGCACUGGCUGGGGUGGGGGGGGCU
Messenger RNA from Trachemys scripta elegans, 734 nucleotides. It is a transcript of the gene BLOC1S1, whose product is annotated as biogenesis of lysosomal organelles complex 1 subunit 1. The transcript has 2 exons. Gene Ontology annotation, biological process: endosomal transport. The annotation marks the transcript as partial. Lineage: Eukaryota; Metazoa; Chordata; Testudines; Emydidae. Gene Ontology annotation, cellular component: BLOC-1 complex. The record is from RefSeq and is a predicted model, not a curated record.